Messenger RNA from Macaca mulatta (Rhesus monkey), 7565 nucleotides. It is a transcript of the gene PCNX2, whose product is annotated as pecanex 2. Gene Ontology annotation, cellular component: membrane. NCBI's taxonomy places the organism in Eukaryota, Metazoa, Chordata, Mammalia, Primates, Cercopithecidae. The record is from RefSeq and is a predicted model, not a curated record.
CAGCCGCCUCUGAGCACGCUGGGAAAAUCCUUCCUCCCUCGGACAUGGCGCUCACCUGCCCGGCGGCAGCAGCCGGCUCCGGCGCCGCGGUUCGCGGGUCCGGGCGGAAGAGCAGCUCCAGCUUCAGCCGUGGGGUGGAAGGAGGCGGCGGCGGCGACGGCGGCGGCGACGGCGGAGGCGCGGCCCGCGGGCCCGGGUGUUAGACCUGAGGGAGCCCGGGGAGCCGGCCGGGGCGCGCAGGGUGCAACGGGGCGCGCACCAGCCCCGGGACGCAGCCGGCAUGGUGUCCCAGGUGCUGCAGCUGCUCCGGCAGGGCGUGUGGGCCGCGCUCACCGGGGGCUGGUACCACGACCCGGAGCAGAGCAAGUUCACCAACAGCUGCCACCUCUACCUGUGGCUGUUCCUGCUGCUACUGCCCCUGGCGCUGCACCUGGCUUUUCCUCCAAAUGUGAUCAUUGUAUUUUUCUACUGCAGUGCAGUGACUAUAUUCUUCACAAUAAUCAAACUAGUCAGUUACCGCCUACACCUCAUGUUUGACAAAGGAGAAGUAAUUCAGCAAAAGCCCUCCAGAAAGGAAGAAAAGCCAAAUAAAGACAAGGAGGCCAAAGGUGAACACAUAACUAAUCCCAAAAAUCCAAGCAAUAAUAGGCAGAUUCACAAUGGCAAAAAGGAAGAGGCCAGUCGAAACCUCUCCACGCCUCCCCUCCGCUGCAGCUCCAGAGGGCAAAGUAUAACCUCUCAUCACUCUUCUGGGCCAUUGGAGUUGUCAGCACAGGAAACCGUAGAAGAUCUCAAAGGUGUCAUUCUAUCAGAAGACCAUCCCAUAGCACCAGUGUCAUCUACCUCACCUGGUAUCAAAAUGGAAAGUUUACCUGCUUGUCAAGCACACAUGCUGGAAACCAUGCCCAAGUCAGCAAUACCCGUAAAACCAAUUGCCACAGAAACUCUCAUCAAUGGUAAAGGAAAGGAAAGAGGAGGCAAGGGGCAGCCUCCUUUGCGCCACAGAUCCGAGGGUGGCUUAGUGGAUAAGGGACCCUUGAAGAAGUUGCCCCACCUGUCUUUGUCUCAGUAUGACUUACUAGAAACAGACAUUUCUUUCCAGCCAUGGGGGAGUGAGAAUUCAGUCCUGAUUCCAGAACCUGUCAGUUGUCCCCAGGGUUCCGUAAGGGAACGGGUACAAAGCAAGUCACCCCAAGACAGCCUGAGCAGCAGCUGCCCUCAGUGUGACACCAUCGUGGCCAAGCCUGUGGAGGAGCCAGCAGACACAUCCUGUCAGGUGGAUACCUCCUGCCAGGUGGACCUGCCCUUGAACCAGGAAGUGGACUCCUCAGAUAGUGAGGUGGCUAUUACUCUCAUCGAUACUUCUCAACCCGGAGACCCACUGAGUCUACAUGAACCCAUAAAAAUUGUUAUCACGAUGAGCAGUACCCCAAACUCCAUGACAGAUUUGGAAAGCUCCCUCCACCUGAAGGUGGUUGGCAUAGAGAAGACCGGUGUAAAGUCUGACGCUGAGCCAACUAACCCAGGGGCGGCCAGUUCUCCCAAUGCCGAGCAGAUCUCAAUUCCCGUGAUCACCCUGGACCUGCCUGAGGGUGGGGGAGGAGGUGUUCCCUGUUCUGAAGGCAAUGGAAGUGAAAGGACUCCAGAGAGACUGAAGGCAAGGGUAUCCACCAAUCAGUGUUCUGGCUAUGGAUCUGGGGAGGGGGGAAGUGCCACCAAGGAUCACAGUUCUUCCUCACGGGAACCCUGGGAAUCAGCGUCCCGGCUUACACCUGAUACAGCCUCUGAGUCUAAGGUGGGGAAGGAAGGCCUGACUAACCUUGACCCAUUGUCUUGUAAGUCCAGCCAUGAAAAGAGGCAUGCCCGGGUGCUCAGUGUGGACAGUGGAACAGAUGUCUUCUUGAGUAAAAGUUCCGCAGAAAUUGUUAAUGAUACAGAGAAAACAAUGCCAACUUCCAAAUCUGAUCUAGAGGCUAAGGAAGGACAAAUACCAAAUGAGUCCAACUUCCUGGAAUUUGUCUCCCUGUUAGAAUCCAUUAAUACUUCCAAGAUGGCCGCAUCCAAUCAAUUGAAUGGCUCAGCAGAGCAGAAUGAAGAAAGUGGGCUUCUCCAAGAUAACACUUCCCAGGAAAAAAAGGAGGAAAUCCUCGAAAAUGAAAAGCCCAGUGGACACAGUCCUAAGCAAGGAAAACCAGACUUACAAAGUCAAGACCAUACUAGCACCAGCCCCGUGUGCACUCAGCCUGCCAAGACUACGGCCUUUUUCCAGGGCAAUAGACAAAGACAGAUAAUCUACAGGGUAACUUCCCAACAAGAUAGUUCUGUCUUGCAAGUCAUCAGUGGGCCUGAAACGUCUGUACAAGAAGAGAUAUCUGUGGAUGCUAUGCAUGUCUUCAUUGAUGAACAUGGGGAAAUUAGAUCCUGUUAUUUAAAAUCCGGAAAUCAGAAAGAAGGCCCUUUACAGCCUCUACCAUCAAACUGUGACUGUCUGUCUCAGGCUCGAGAGAUGCAGGUCAGCUCCUCCAGUACCACAACUUCUGAGAGUCAAGAUCCGUCUUCUGGGGACCCUGCUGUCAGUGCCCUUCAGCAACAGCUGUUACUGAUGGUGGCUCGCAGGACCCAGUCAGAAACUCCACGGCAUGUGAGUCAGGAUCUGGAAGCCUCGUCAUGUUCUUCAACACAAGGAAAAUUUAACCGAGAGCAGUUUUACAAAUUUAUCAUUUUCCCUGGCAAGUGGAUUAAAGUCUGGUACGAUCGACUGACCUUGCUGGCAUUACUUGAUCGAACUGAAGACAUCAAGGAGAAUGUACUGGCGAUUUUACUCAUUGUCCUGGUUUCCCUCCUUGGAUUUCUGACCUUGAGCCGAGGCUUUUGCAAAGAUAUGUGGGUGCUCCUCUUCUGCCUCGUCAUGGCCAGCUGCCAGUACUCCCUGCUAAAGAGUGUUCAGCCUGACCCCGCCUCACCAAUACACGGACACAACCAAAUCAUAACAUAUAGCAGACCAAUCUAUUUUUGUGUGCUGUGUGGCCUUAUUUUGCUUCUUGAUACAGGGGCCAAAGCCAGGCACCCUCCCAGUUACAUUGUGUAUGGCCUGAAGCUCUUCUCUCCAGUGUUUCUCCAAUCAGCUAGGGACUACCUAAUAGUAUUUUUAUAUUGCUUCCCUGCUAUUUCCCUCCUUGGACUCUUCCCGCAAAUCAACACUUUCUGCAUUUAUCUUUUGGAGCAAAUUGACAUGCUGUUUUUUGGUGGUUCUGCUGUGUCUGGGAUAACUUCAGCUGUUUACAGCGUGGCCCGGAGCUUCUUGGCUGCCGCCCUGCUCCACGCGGUCUGCUUCAGUGCAGUGAAGGAACCGUGGAGCACGCAGCACAUCCCGGCCCUGUUUUCAGCCUUCUGUGGCCUCUUGGUCGCCCUUUCCUACCAUCUGAGCCGGCAGAGCAGUGACCCAUCUGUACUCAUGUCCUUCAUCCAAUGCAGACUGUUGCCUAAAUUUUUACAUCAAAAUCUGGAAGAGUCAGCUGCUGACCCUCUCCCCAAGAAGAUGAAAGAUUCAGUGACGGAUGUCUUAAAAUGGGAUCUCAUCGUCUGCGCAGUGGUUGCUGUCCUCUCAUUUGCAGUCAGCGCCAGCACUGUAUUCCUGUCAUUGCGACCAUUUCUCAGCAUCGUGCUGUUUGCCUUGGCUGGUGCCGUGGGGUUUGUAACACAUUACCUGCUCCCUCAGCUCCGCAAGCAUCAUCCCUGGAUGUGGAUUUCACACCCCAUUCUCAAAAACAAAGAGUAUCAUCAACGGGAAGUGAGAGAUGUCGCCCAUUUAAUGUGGUUUGAAAGACUCUAUGUUUGGCUUCAGUGUUUUGAAAAAUACAUCUUGUACCCAGCGCUAAUUUUGAAUGCCCUCACUAUUGAUGCAUUUUUAAUAAGCAAUCACCGGAGACUUGGUACCCACUGGGACAUUUUUCUGAUGAUCAUUGCUGGCAUGAAACUGUUGCGGACUUCAUUUUGCAACCCAGUUUACCAGUUUAUUAACUUAAGCUUCACUGUCAUCUUUUUCCACUUUGACUACAAAGAUAUUUCAGAGAGCUUCUUACUGGAUUUCUUCAUGGUGUCCAUUUUAUUUAGCAAGCUCGGGGACCUGCUUCACAAGUUACAGUUUGUCCUGACGUAUGUGGCUCCUUGGCAGAUGGCUUGGGGUUCUUCGUUUCACGUGUUUGCUCAGCUCUUUGCCAUUCCUCAUUCUGCCGUGCUUUUCUUUCAGACGAUUGCCACGUCAAUCUUUUCUACCCCAUUGAGCCCAUUUCUUGGGAGUGUCAUUUUCAUCACAUCGUAUGUCAGGCCAGUGAAAUUCUGGGAGAAAAACUACAAUACAAGGCGUGUGGAUAAUUCCAACACAAGACUGGCAGUCCAAAUUGAAAGAGAUCCAGGGAAUGAUGACAACAAUCUCAAUUCCAUUUUUUAUGAACACUUGACAAGGACCCUCCAGGAGUCCCUCUGUGGAGACUUAGUUCUUGGUCGUUGGGGCAACUACAGCUCUGGCGAUUGCUUUAUUUUGGCUUCAGAUGACCUCAAUGCCUUUGUUCACCUGAUUGAAAUUGGAAAUGGUCUUGUCACCUUUCAACUUCGAGGACUGGAAUUCCGAGGAACCUACUGCCAGCAGAGGGAGGUGGAAGCCAUCAUGGAGGGCGAUGAGGAUGACAGAGGCUGCUGCUGCUGCAAACCAGGCCACUUGCCCCACCUGCUGUCCUGCAAUGCUGCCUUUCACCUCCGCUGGCUCACCUGGGAAAUCACGCGGACCCAGUACAUCCUGGAGGGCUACAGCAUCCUGGACAACAACGCGGCCACCAUGCUGCAGGUGUUUGACCUCCGAAGGAUCCUCAUCCGCUACUACAUCAAGAGUAUAAUAUACUAUAUGGUAACGUCUCCCAAACUCCUCUCCUGGAUCAAAAAUGAGUCACUUCUGAAGUCCCUGCAACCCUUUGCCAAGUGGCAUUACAUUGAGCGUGACCUUGCAAUGUUCAACAUUAACAUUGAUGAUGACUACGUCCCGUGUCUGCAGGGGAUCACACGAGCUAGCUUCUGCAAUGUUUAUCUAGAAUGGAUUCAACACUGCGCACGGAAAACACAAGAGCCUUCAAAGACCCUGGACAGUGACGAGGACUCUCCCUUGGUGACCCUGUCCUUCGCCCUGUGCACCCUGGGGAGGAGAGCUCUGGGAACGGCCGCUCACAAUAUGGCCAUCAGGACUUUGUUUUGCAGCCUGGAUUCUUUCCUAUAUGGCCUCCAUGCCCUCUUCAAAGGUGACUUCAGAAUAACAGCACGUGACGAGUGGGUAUUUGCUGACAUGGACCUACUGCAUAAAGUUGUAGCUCCAGCUAUCAGGAUGUCCCUGAAACUUCACCAGGACCAGUUCACUUGCCCUGACGAGUAUGAAGACCCAGCAGUCCUCUACGAGGCCAUCCAGUCCUUUGAGAAGAAGGUGGUCAUCUGCCAUGAGGGUGACCCAGCCUGGCGGGGCGCAGUGCUGUCCAAUAAGGAAGAGCUGCUCACCCUGCGGCACGUGGUGGACGAGGGCGCCGACGAGUACAAGGUCAUCAUGCUCCACAGAAGCUUCCUGAGCUUCAAGGUGAUCAAGGUUAACAAAGAAUGCGUCCGAGGACUUUGGGCUGGACAGCAGCAGGAGCUCAUAUUUCUUCGCAACCGCAAUCCAGAGCGCGGCAGCAUCCAGAACAAUAAGCAGGUCCUGCGGAACUUGAUUAACUCCUCCUGCGAUCAGCCCCUGGGGUACCCCAUGUAUGUCUCCCCACUAACCACAUCCUACCUAGGGACCCACAAGCAGCUGAAGAACGUCUGGGGUGGACCCAUCACUUUGGACAGAAUUAGGACCUGGUUCUGGACCAAGUGGGUAAGGAUGCGGAAGGACUGCAAUGCCCGCCAGCAGAGUGGCGGCAACAUUGAAGACGUGGACGGAGGAGGGGCCCCGGCGACAGGUGGCAACAAUGCCCCGAGUGGUGGCAGCCAGGAGAGCAGCACAGAACAGCCCAGAAAAGGUGGUGCUCAGCACGGGGUGUCAUCCUGUGAAGGGACACAGAGAACAGGCAGGAGGAAAGGCAGGAGCCAGUCUGUGCAGGCACACUCGGCACUAAGCCAAAGGCCGCCCAUGCUGAGCUCAUCUGGCCCCAUCUUAGAGAGCCGCCAAACAUUCCUGCAGACGUCCACCUCAGUGCAUGAGCUGGCCCAGAGGCUCUCGGAAAGCCGGCUCUCCUUGCACACCUCAGCCACGUCCCUGCACUCGCAGCCCCCGCCUGUCACCACCACGGGCCACCUGAGCGUCCGCGAGCGGGCCGAGGCACUCAUCAGGUCCAGCCUGGGCUCUUCCACCAGCUCCACCCUGAGCUUCCUCUUUGGCAAGAGGAGCUUUUCCAGCGCGCUCGUCAUUUCCGGACUCUCUGCUGCGGAGGGGGGCAAUACCAGUGACACCCAGUCAUCCAGCAGCGUCAACAUCGUGAUGGGCCCCUCGGCCAGGGCUGCCAGCCAGGCCACUCGGCACCUCUCCGAGCCAUGUGAGCCCACCGAUGCCACCGAGCAGGGGCAGCUUCGUGACCGACGUCCGGCUGAGGCUGUGCCGGAGACUCUCGGGGUUGUCUGCAGGAGAGCAAGCCAGGAGGACAUGGGCCUGGACGACACGGCCUCGCAGCAAAGUGUGUCGGACGAGCAGUGACGGGCAUGCGACCGGGCGGGGAGGCCGGGUCCCCACCGCUCCCACCUGCAUUGCUCUCCUUCGUGCUCCCCAAAUCACAACCAACCAAUACUGCGAUCCAUGAGGGGCUCCUCCUGUGGAAAAGGAGAGCUGUUCCAGAACACAGAACUUAUCUCAGGUUUUUGAAAAAAACAAACAAACAAACAACAACAAAAAAAAACCUCACAUGAUGGGGAAACAAACAAACAACAAAGAAGCCACAGCACACCUUCCCCGCCAGGCACAGCACCGCCCAGAACGGCGCACCACGGACAGCACCACACAUGUUCCAGAAUCUGAAAUCGCAGACAAAAGCCAUUUACUAUUUUAAAACAACUAAACAGAGCCAUGAAACAAAUGCCCUGAUGAAAAUAAGACAACUGCAUGUUACAUCAUUGGCACUUUAUAUGUUACUGUUACCAUGAAAAAUAAAUGAACAGCAGCACGUCUGAUACCAUCAGCCGGUUAGAUGCAUUAAGAUUAAAUCUAAGUGUCAGGAAAACCCUAUUUCUUUAUAAUAUUUAUGCAGCUGUUAAGCGUAACAUGGUGGCAGCUUCACAACAAGAACCGUGAUCGUGCAUGCAGUCAUGUCUCCAGUAUUCUGUGAAGAGCCAGGAUACAUUAGGAUGUGAGUUUUAGAAACUGAGUCCAUUCGGUGCAUGGAAAGCCCCCUCGGCGUCACACAAUGCCCCUCACUGUAGUCUAAGCGAUUUGUGGGCUGCCAGCACCCUGCGGGCUUCCCAGGGACGCGUGCUUGUUCUCCAAGCCCCGCAACCCUUACUGUGUCACACAACACUCGCACACACCUUUGUUUUUGAAAUUAAAAUGUUUAUAGUUA